AUGGCGCCAGCAGCGUUGUCGCUCGACAACGGCGCCGUGGAAGAGAGCAGCUCUUGGAGGGCGGGAUGCGAGCAGAGAAAGGAGGAUUAUAUUCGAUCCAUCAAUAUACGGGACGUGUGCGCUCUCGCCUCUUACUAUCACCACAACCAGCCUUGCACCGAGUUUCGGGAGCGCAAGCGCGGCAGUUACAAUGUCUGCUACUUUAUCGAGUUUCCGAAUGACCACACGAGAUGGGUUGUGCGGUUUCCGCUCACUCCGGUACUCCAAGACGCUCAUCGGAAGCUGGACUGUGAAAUUGCAACAAUGGAAUACGUCGCCUCGAAAACCUCCGUCCCUAUUCCCCGCGUGCGCGCGCAUGGCUACGCCGGUGAGCGCGGGCCAAGCAACCCCACGGGAAAGUGCUUCCUAAUUCUUGACUACAUCUCCGGGGAGCCGCUGAGUCAAUGUCCGUUGGAAGACACGACCAGUGAGAAUCGGGACAGAUUUUACGCGGACCUAGCCAAGUUCUACUCGCAGAUGCGCGGGCUAGAGUUCGACGCUGCCGGUGCGCUGGCCCUCGGCGCCGACGGCACAUUCAGAAUCACGGCUCCGCUGUCCAUGGACAUUGCCGCGAUCGGCCUGCGCGGGACCGAGACUCACACACAGUUGCAAGCCACAAGCGCCAUGGACAGAUACGCGCGCCAGCUCUACUCGCUUCUGCUUCGUCGCGCGGCGGAGCCCAUCCCGGAGAUGGAGCUGCUGGAUGUGCAGUACCUCGUCUUUGCGCUGCAAGAUUUCGAAAAUCGCCUGCACGACUUCACCUCCUUCACUCGCCGGCAGAAAUUUGUCCUCGCCCACGGCGACUUGCAGCCGUCUAACAUUAUACUGGGCGAGGACUACAGCAUCACGGGCAUCAUCGACUGGGAGUGGGCCGGCACGGUGCCUGCGCCAUUCUUUGUGCCUCCCCUAUGGCUUGGGAAGAAUAUCGCACCGGUUGCCAAUGAUGACGACUUUAAGGAUUCUCUAUCCAGGAUUCACGCUGCCCUGGUGGCUAGUGGUUCGAGGCUUGCGACGGAGUGGCCAGCAGAUAUGCACUGUUCGGCAGAGUACUACAUCCCUGCUGCGCUGUUAAAUCAGCACUUUUUCAUGACUGUCUACUAUACACAGCUUUUUCCGCUAUAUUUUGGCGAGACGAAACAGCAUAUCAAGCCAGACAGCACCACGAUGGCCAGCUUAAAAAGACGGGCCGAGGAGGCAGCUCCGGCAAAGGCGAAUAAAAAGAAGCGCAAGAGCAAAUUCCAGGCCGAAGACGAGUCGCUCGACACUGAGCUCGGCCUCAACACGCUCUUCUCACGGAUGGACAAUCAGCUACUGGCCGACUACCUGGCGCAAAAGAUUGGCAGGUUCGGUACCGAUCUGAGCCCCGUGGAAAUAUCAGAUAUUACCCUCUCCGCAAACGCCAUCACAGACGCUACUGGAUUCACAGAGCAAAGGACUCUGGAAAAGCUUCCGGAUUUUCUAGCUCAUUUUUGUAAGAACCCAGAUAGCCUAGGCAAGGCAUCGAAAAAAUUGGGAACCCCUCAUUCCAUAAUCGUCACGGGCGCUGGGCUGCGCGCUGCCGAUAUUGUCAGAGCAGUCAGAAAGUUUGCUUCCAAGGAGAUUGCAGUGGCCAAACUCUUUGCAAAGCACAUGAAGGUCGAUGAGCAGGUGGCGUUCCUCAAGAAGACGCGCGUGAGCAUCACUGUAGGCACCCCUGCGCGUCUAUCGGAGCUUAUCGACAAUGGUGCACUAUCACUGGAGGGCCUGCAUCGUGUUGUCGUCGACGCUUCCCACAUUGACCAGAAGAAGCGCGGAGUCAUGGACAUGAAGGACACAAUGAUGCCGCUUGCCAAGUUCCUUUCUAAAAAAGAAUUUCAGGAUAGAUAUACUGACGAGGAGAAGCCCUUGUCGCUGUUGUUUUUCUAG
Molecule: messenger RNA, 1944 nt
Organism: Cordyceps fumosorosea ARSEF 2679
Lineage: Eukaryota; Fungi; Ascomycota; Sordariomycetes; Hypocreales; Cordycipitaceae
Product: Protein kinase-like domain protein
Exons: 7
Coding region: 1-1944 (647 amino acids)
Cellular component (GO): nucleus; 90S preribosome
Source: RefSeq, a predicted model, not a curated record